AUGGCGUCCCUAGAAGUAGAAGCCAGAAUUCCCCAAUGUGCAGAUGGGGAGCCUGGGGAGGCCCUGAGAGGCACGGGGUCUGUCCAGGUUCACAGCUCUGGGCCCGCACAGGAACCAGGUCUGAACCCAGCUCUGUGCCAUCACAGCAGAGACACCAGCUGCGCCCAGGCCUCCCGGGAGCUGUGGGUGGGCUGUGAGGGUGUCACUGUGUGGAUGCGGCAUGGGGGGAGGACAGCCCCCUGCCCAGCUCAUUUCAUUGGAGAUCUUAAUGGCAAAAUGUUCACGUGUUGCCUGCCAAGGUCCCGAGGCUGCAGGUGGAAGAAGGCGCGCCUUGAGGAUGCUGUCCCCCGCUGGGGAUUUCAUGUCAGGACUCCCCACCGCCUCUGGCCAUUUGGUCGGAAGGACAGAAAGAAGGCCACGGAGGACACGGAGAGGCAGCUGGCGGACGUGCCCUCCUCCCUGACAGAGGGGGUGACCCCAAAGGCAUCCCAAGAAACAGGUGCUGGGGGUUGCGAGGCAAGACCUCCGACACCACGCGGACCACCGUCCCAGGUGGUCGUCCACUGGACAGUGGUCCAGGAGCCGGAGCCCAUGGAGGCCGAGGCCGAGGCUGCUCCACCACCUGAGGAGCUAGAGCCCGAUCUGGAGGGAGGGCUGGUGCCUGCAGUGACUUCAGGAGGAGACCAGGAGCCAGCAGGUGACCCGGCACCUGCCCACGGAGAGCCUGGCGCUGUCCAGGAAGAACUGGCACCUGCUCCUGCCCCAGCCCCUGCCCCUGCCCCUGCUACAGUUCCUGCCACUCCCCCUUCCCCCACCCCAGCCCCUGCCCCUGCCUCGGACCUAGAUCCUGACCUGGCUCCUGCCCCUUCCCUUACCCCUGCCUCUGCCCCUGCCCCAGCCCCUGCCCCUGCCUGUGCUCUUGUUCCUGCCCCUGCCCCUGUUCCUGCUCCUGCCCCUGCCAGAGCCACUGUCCCUGACCCAGAUCCUACCCUUGCUCCUGCCCCUGUCUGUACUCCUGCCAGAGCCACUGCCCCUGCCCCUGCCCCUGCCAGUGGUCCUGUUCCUCCCCCUGACCCAGAUCCUGUCCCUGCUCCUGCCCUGGAUCCUGCACCUGCCACUACUGCUGACCCUGUCCCUCCCCUUGCCCCUGCCCCUGUCCCUGCCCCUAUCCUGAGCCCUGCCCCUACUCCUGCUCCUGCAGGGCUCCCACAGCCACAUCCAGAGCCCACAGCCCUGCAGGGAGAGCUCCUUGUACAAUCACCCUUAGUUCCAUCCCCGGAACCCGAGACCCCGCCCGAUUGUUUCAUCCCCUCCCCCUGUGUUCUUUCUCUCUGGUACAUAUUAACUGUUAUUUUAUCCUUCCAUGUCCUAUAUACUUCUGUGAGGCCGGACUGUACCCAUGUCACGGGCAUGGAAGCGAGAGUCCAGAAGGUCCAGACGACCUGCUCCCAGUCCCAGCGUGUGGAGCAUGGGUCAAGGAUGGUCCGCGAGCAGAGGAAGACUUGGGCCCAGGGAGACUGA
This is a messenger RNA of Zalophus californianus (California sea lion), 1521 nucleotides long. Its product is annotated as skin secretory protein xP2-like. The transcript has 5 exons. Lineage: Eukaryota; Metazoa; Chordata; Mammalia; Carnivora; Otariidae. The coding region runs from base 1 to 1521 and encodes 506 amino acids. The record is from RefSeq and is a predicted model, not a curated record.